AUGCCUGGAGCUAGGAAAAAGAACAAUGAUAGGAAGAGAGAAGAGGGGGAAGCACCCAAGGGGAAGAAACUGAGCAAGCAUGGCAUACAGAUCACAUGUGGAAGUUGUGGUAUUCAGGGGCACAAUAAAACUUCCUGUAAAAAGAAUUUGGACAACACCAAAAAAACAAAGUCAUGUCUUGGGAAAAGAGGGAGAAAAGUGAGGGAAACAGAGCAUGCACAGACAGAUGCAUCUACAAGCAGGGCUGCAGCAGCUAGAGCUUCAGGCCCAACAAAUUCUCAAGCUGCAACAAGGUCUGAAGCUACAACAUCCAGGUUCAAACCUCCUAGAAGCAAUGUUGUCCCUGGAGGUAGCAAUGGCAGAGGAAGUGGGAGAGGAGCCGGGACAGGAAGUGGGAGAGGAGCUGGAAGAGGAUCUGGGACAGGAACUGGGAGAGGAGUUGGGACAGGAACUGGGAGAGGAGCUGGGAGAGGAGCUGGGAGAGGAACUGGGUUUAUGGCCUAUUUUACAGCUAGUGGGAAUUACUAGGUGGUUGGUUAUUUUGGAGGGAAGUGGAUGAUGCUUGCUGCAAUGUAUUAGCAAGAAACAAACUUGCUUGCUUGCUGGAAUGUGCAAGAAACAAACUUGCUUGCUUGCUGGAA
Hordeum vulgare subsp. vulgare (domesticated barley) is the source of this 641-nucleotide messenger RNA. Its product is annotated as putative per-hexamer repeat protein 5. Bases 1 to 528 code for a protein of 175 amino acids. The transcript has 2 exons. NCBI's taxonomy places the organism in Eukaryota, Viridiplantae, Streptophyta, Magnoliopsida, Poales, Poaceae. The record is from RefSeq and is a predicted model, not a curated record.